UUGCGCACUGCGGGGUCAGAAGGCAGCGAGAUUCUCGCCGUGAGCAAUGCCCUGAUGUCGGCAGAGGGAAGCAGGCCGAAGUUUGGUGAGAAGGCAAGGCCUGUGGGUCCCCAUUGCCCAGCUCCUGCCCACAUUCCCGCCUGCUGCCGUGACCAAAGUCAUCAUGCCUCUUGAGCAGAGGUGUCAACACUGCAAGCCUGAAGAAGGUCUGGAGGCCCAAGGAGAGGCCCUUGGCCUGGUGGGUGCACAGGCUCCUGCUACUGAGGAGCAGGAGACUGCCUCCUCCUCUUCUACACUAGCGGAAGUCACCCUGGGGGAGGUGCCUGCUGCUGAGUCACCAGAUCCUACCCAGAGUCCUCAGGGGGUCUCCAGCUUCUCUACUACCAUCAACUACACCCUUUGGAGCCAAUCCGAUGAGGGCUCCAGCAACCAAGAAGAGGAGGGACCAAGAAUGUUUCCUGACCUGGAGUCCGAGUUCCGAGCAACACUCAGUAGGAGGGUGACUAAGUUGGUUUGUUUUCUGCUCCUCAAGUAUCGAGCCAGGGAGCCGUUCACAAUGGCAGAAAUGCUGGAGAGUGUCGUCAGAAAUUGCCAGUACUUGUUUCCUGUGAUCUUCAGCAAAGCCUCCGAGUACUUGCAGCUGGUCUUUGGCAUCGAGGUGAUGGAAGUGGACCCAGUCGGCCACUUGUACAUCCUUGUCACCUGCCUGGGCCUCUCCUACGAUGGCCUGCUGGGCGAC
This is a messenger RNA of Piliocolobus tephrosceles (Ugandan red Colobus), 739 nucleotides long. Its product is annotated as melanoma-associated antigen 2. The record is from RefSeq and is a predicted model, not a curated record. Gene Ontology annotation, cellular component: nucleus. Gene Ontology annotation, biological process: negative regulation of transcription by RNA polymerase II. The annotation marks the transcript as partial. The transcript has 2 exons. NCBI's taxonomy places the organism in Eukaryota, Metazoa, Chordata, Mammalia, Primates, Cercopithecidae. Gene Ontology annotation, molecular function: histone deacetylase binding.